UUAUUUAUUGUGUUCACUACUCAGUGUUGUGAAUUACAUGAAUAGUUAAAUUAUUAUAUAUGAAAGUUUUUUUAAUAAGUUAUAGCAACUGAAAAAAUAUUGGGACUAUUUACAUUACUUAAAAAAGGUUUAAAAUAUCACAGUCUUCCUUAAUAAAAAUAAUUCGUCCCAAAGACUAUAUUUUCCAAUUUUAGUUAAUAUUUAACUUGAAUCUGAUAUUUCUGUUUCGGUAUUCAAAAUGGUACGAAAAUUAAAAUUUCAUGAGCAAAAAUUGCUAAAAAAAGUAGACUUCAUAUCAUGGAAAGUCGACAACAAUUUAAGCGAGGUUAAGGUUAUGAAAAAAUUUCACAUUCAGAAGAGAGAAGACUAUACAAAGUACAACAAGUUAUCCAGAGAAAUAAGGGAACUAGCUAACAAAAUUAAAGACUUAGAUGCUAACACAGAAUUUAGAACCGAAGCAAGUGCACAGCUUUUAGAAAAAUUAUACCAAAUGGGUCUCAUACCAACACGUUGGGAUCUGGCUCUCGCUAGUAAUGUUCCAGCCAGUGCCUUUUGUAGACGAAGAUUACCCGUUGUUAUGGUGAGAAACAAAAUGUCAGAGAAUCUCAAAGAAGCUACAAAGUUUAUAGAGCAGGGUCAUGUGCGUGUUGGUCCGGAGGUUGUUAAAGAUCCAGCAUUCCUUGUCACAAGAUCUCUCGAGGACUUUGUCACGUGGGUUGAUGGUUCAGCCAUCAGGAAGCAUGUGAUGGAGUAUAAUGACAUGAGGGACGACUUUGACAUGUUGUAAACAUGUUGUAAUAAGAAAUAAAAAAUAUAUUCACAUUA
Molecule: messenger RNA, 825 nt
Organism: Danaus plexippus (monarch butterfly)
Lineage: Eukaryota; Metazoa; Arthropoda; Insecta; Lepidoptera; Nymphalidae
Product: U3 small nucleolar ribonucleoprotein protein IMP3
Exons: 4
Coding region: 239-787 (182 amino acids)
Biological process (GO): rRNA processing
Cellular component (GO): small ribosomal subunit; small-subunit processome; Mpp10 complex
Molecular function (GO): snoRNA binding; structural constituent of ribosome; rRNA binding
Source: RefSeq, a predicted model, not a curated record